Messenger RNA from Austrofundulus limnaeus, 430 nucleotides. RefSeq lists its product as uncharacterized. The record is from RefSeq and is a predicted model, not a curated record. Lineage: Eukaryota; Metazoa; Chordata; Actinopteri; Cyprinodontiformes; Rivulidae.
UUAUGAAUGGAGUAUUAAAACUUAGAUGGCUCCAGUCCUUUUUGAAGUAUGGGGAUGUUGUUUGGUUUGUGGUUCCGACAUUUGUUUUUAAAAAGGUUGGAGGCAUUGAGUUUUUAUUGAAAUGUGAUUUUGAAAUAUCUAAAUUGCCUCUCCAGCUCUCUACUUUUCAUCAACAGGUUUUGUUACAGUGGAAAAUGAUGUUUAAACAUAAUUUUAGUCCUCACAAUGUUCCAAUAUGGAAUAACAGAGUUAUUUUGAGUGGAAGAAAAUCUAUGUUUAUGGAAGAGUGGUGGCACAAACAAAUUUGGUCAAUUACACGUUUAUUGGAUGACAACGGUAAUGUCUUUAAUCUGGAGGAAUUUAAUUGCAAGUAUGGCAUCGAUUGUUUAAAGAAAAAUUGUGAAAAAGUAGUACGAAAUAUCCCUGAAGU